This is a messenger RNA of Salvelinus fontinalis (brook trout), 603 nucleotides long. RefSeq names its product kelch domain-containing protein 1-like. The record is from RefSeq and is a predicted model, not a curated record. Lineage: Eukaryota; Metazoa; Chordata; Actinopteri; Salmoniformes; Salmonidae. The annotation marks the transcript as partial. The transcript has 7 exons. Gene Ontology annotation, molecular function: protein binding.
GGUCGUGCUCCUGCCCCCAGAGCUGCCCAUGCAGGUGCAACACUUGGUCAUAAAGGGUAUGUCUACGGGGGCAGAGUACUGGGAACCACACCAAGUGACAUUCAUUGUCUAGAUCUAGAAUCAUGGACAUGGUCUGAAAUAGUGUCAACAUCCACUGUGCCAGGGGGAAGGUCGUGGCACAGCCUCACUGCAGUAUCUGAUAACACUUUGUUUCUAUUUGGUGGACUGAAUGUGGACUGCAAACCAAUGAGCGAUGGAUGGGUUUUAGACGUUGACACAAAGACAUGGAGGGAGUUGGACCAUCCAAACAACAACAAACCAAGGUUGUGGCACACAGCAAGCCAAGCCAAGGACUCUGACGUGGUUGUGUUUGGGGGUAGUUGUGACUACGUCCUCCUAGGAGGAACGUAUGAGAAUUUGACGGGCCACAGCAAUGAUGCACUUGUUUUCCAGACCCAGCCUUAUCCUCUCUUUCGGAUAUGUGUGGACUGCAUAGCAAAGAAUCUGAACAACUGUAAGAUGCUUCAAAUCCAGCUUCCGUAUCUGCCCCGGAAACUACUGGAAGCUGUACAGAGGAGAACGUCCAGGAAUAUAUAAUACAUA